Messenger RNA from Striga asiatica, 306 nucleotides. NCBI's taxonomy places the organism in Eukaryota, Viridiplantae, Streptophyta, Magnoliopsida, Lamiales, Orobanchaceae. The record is from the annotation of a GenBank genome assembly.
AUGGACCAGAACACCCGUGACAUCAUCAUGCGCGAGUUUCGAUCAGGUUCUUCGAGGGUCCUCAUCACCACUGAUCUUUUGGCUCGUGGUAUUGAUGUUCAGCAGGUCUCGCUUGUGAUAAACUACGAUCUCCCGACUCAGCCUGAGAACUACCUGCACAGAAUUGGGCGUAGCGGGAGGUUCGGGAGGAAGGGUGUGGCGAUUAAUUUCGUGACUAAGGAAGAUGAUCGCAUGCUUUUUGACAUUCAGAAGUUUUAUAAUGUCGUGGUUGAGGAGCUCCCGGCUAAUGUGGCAGAUUUGCUUUGA